Orbicella faveolata is the source of this 6306-nucleotide messenger RNA. RefSeq lists its product as uncharacterized. The record is from RefSeq and is a predicted model, not a curated record. Lineage: Eukaryota; Metazoa; Cnidaria; Anthozoa; Scleractinia; Merulinidae. Gene Ontology annotation, cellular component: cytoplasm.
UGGAAAUGGCCGACCGUGAAUGAUAUGAUGCUAUUGACCAUUUUUCGGCCGAUUUCUUUCGUUAUUCACUGGAAAGAUUUUAAAAUAAGCAUGUUCCAGUAGAUUCCAGCCAAGUGAUGUAGGUUUUUUUGACGUUGGAGCGUUAAACGAAACGGUUUUGCAAUCAUGUCCUCUGGAGAGAAGCUUGCCAAAGGCAAAAGCAAGAAAGCCGCGCCGAAGGCGAAGGCGGCAGCUAAAGGAAAAGAAGUUCUUAUAAAUGACCAUCGCUUUCGAGGAGAAGGAGUGAAGUUCAAGUGCAAGCUUGUAGGGUCAGCAGAUGUCAGCAGCGCGAGAGGCGAUGCCAUGUGCGCGGAGGCAAUCAAGAAAUUAAAGGUCCAUGCAAUAAAGUUAAAUAAAGAAAGUGGGGAACAUAAGCAGAAGAUUGUGCUAAUUGUCACUUUAAAAGGCAUCAGGAUAGUAGAUGAAAAAAGUCAGAAAGCACAACAUGAACAUCCUAUCAAUAAAAUAUCAUUCAUAACACAUGAUCCAGAAGACAAGAAAAUCUUUGGGUAUGUUUGCAGCCAACCUUGCUCCACUGGACACAAGCUGUUUGCUAUCAAGUCAGAAAAACCUGCUGGAGUUGUCACUGGGACCCUGUAUGAUCUUUUUCAAGUUGUAUUUCAACUUCGCCAACAGGCUGGAUUAGUGAAGAAGGUUCCCAAUUCAGCUCAGGUGUCAAAUGGUCCAAGCCCACAGGGGUCAGAUGGCAUUUAUGAGGUACCAUAUAAAAAUGGUAACAACAGAAAUGCCGCAGCAAGUCCACAAGAUCAGCACUAUGCUGAACCGGUGACACCUACGACAAAACAAGACCCACAUUAUGAAGUUCCAAAGAAUCUGCCUGUUCAGGCUGCCCUUCCACCACUACUGGGAGAAAACAACAAAGAUUCUGAGGUUGGAGAGAAGACAACACAAGCACAUGUGUCAAAUUCAUCUAACCUUUUAAGCCCAUCUUCCAUGGAUAAGGAUCCUGAUCAAGUGUCGCAGGCAUCAAUAGAGGUUCCAUUCGCCACCCAUGAAAGCAGCAGUAAUGAUAUGGCAUUCUUCAGUCCUUCUGUCUUUGAUUGUGCACCUGGUGAAUCAGGAGCAGCAGACACUGUGUCUGUGGCAUCAGCUGAUAUGUCAGUGGUUAGAAGUGGUUCAGUCUCGUCAGGGUCAUCAGAAACUCAUUCUCAAGACACAAGGAGCGGCCAUUCAAGGAGCAGCUCUCUGUUAAAUCAGACAGCUACUGCGGAAGGAUUUCAAGCAGAAUUUGCUACUGCCUUUGAUGACAAUAAUGCCACAGGCUCUUCCUUGGGUGGCAAAGCCGAACAAGACAAUGAGCAGGCAUCGGAGAAUGGAAACCAAGGAGAUAUAUCGACUGCAUUUUCUCCUCAGGGUGAUGCCAAUGUGGAAUGCACAUUUAAAGCACCACCAGUUUCAGAGACAUCAACAGGCUUUGAAAGUAGUUCAGAUCCCUUUGCACCAUCUGAUGUCACUACAAGUGUAGAUGAAAGAACAGACCCAGGUGCUAGUGAGAGCUUCUUUACCACCUCUUUUGCAGCUUUUGAUGCCUCAUUCAGUGAUCUUGAGGAGAAAGGUGUUGAGAAUGGCAGAAGAAAAGAUGAACCUUCAGAUGAUCCGUUUGCUUCUUCAUUUGAUGCUAAAGCAAAAGCCAAUACCUUUGAGAGUGCAGAAGGUUUUGUUUCAGAAACCAGUUUUGAAACAGCAUUUGGCUCAGAGCAGUUUUGCCCACCAAAAGAUAUCUCUACUCUCGAAAAGGAUCGCACCCAAGAAGGUAGUAAAGAUGCGAAAACUGUUGAAGCCAAGGGGUUGCCUCAGUCUGUUGAAAAUUCAGCUGUGAGCUUUGCAUGGGACAAUACAUUUGAAGAGACAAAAGCUGCAAGCCAACCAGGAGCAACACAGAGUGUUGUUACAUCAGAGAGUCAGUUUUCCUGGACAGAAAGUUUCACUUCAGAAGAUGUUGAAACUUCUGCAACUGGUCCCAAGUCUUCGGCGUCAGUUUCAUGGGAUGAUGCUUUUGGUGGAGCUGCCACAACUGAUAAAGAGUCUUCCAGUCAAGGGCCAGAUGCCUUCUCUUGGGAUGAUGCCUUUGGUGAGAUGGCUGGAGACAGCAACAACUCGCAGUUUGACUCUUCAGCUUUUGGUGAUGCAUUUGCUCCAACAUCAACUGUGGAGUCUUCUAACGAAGUGUCAAGUGUGUCUAAGCAUGGUGCACAGCCGAUUUCACAGUCCACUGAACCCAGCAAUCCUCAAUUAAAUGACAUGCCUAGUAAACCUGAGGAGAAAACCCAGACAGCUGAUGAGCCUCAGUUGCCUGAUGACAGAGCAUUUACACCUCUGUCAUCUUCGCAGUUUGAAGAAAGUACUACAGAGGCCCAGAAUACUGGGGUGUCUCCUGAUCCUCCUGCUUUGUCCAAGGAUCCAUUUGAAGAAUUGACAGUGAGCUUUCCUGUGCCGCCAUCUACCUCUGGGAAGAUUGACCUUGAAGAAACCAAGGAAAGUUCUGUUCACAAUGCAAAUGAGGAUACUGUAUUUGCAAAGGAAUUAUCAGGUGAAUUGCCAUCUGGUGAGCUUGAAAAGGAAACUAAAGUAAAAGAAAUGGAUGAAAUCGUAACUCAUUUGGAAGAACAAAGCCCCAUCUCAAAGGCUGUGGAUGAAAGAAAAACGGAAGAAAAUCCAGACAUAGCACCUUCAGAGCUUGUGAUUCAGGAUUCAAAACCAACCUUUUCAGAACGUCCCAUUUCUCCCACUGUCCCUCCUCCCCUGCCACCACGCCCUGUAGCAGCAGCCCCUCCCCUGCCAGCCAGGCCAUCAAGCUCAAGCUCGACAAUUUCAACUGGAAUGUCCCCUGCUGGUUCACAGACAUCAACAGGAUCACCGUCAUCAAACUCUCCUCGUCAAGGAAAGAAAGGAAGUGCAAAGAAACCUCCUCCUGCUUUGCCACCAAGAGUAGAUUUGAAUGAAAAUUCAGCGAACGUUUCAUCAAAUGAGACUGUAGCAGUUCCUGCUCCAUUUGGUGUGGACUUUUUCGAUCAGAAGUUUGACAAUAGCAAAGGUGUUGCAGAAGGUGGGAAUUCUGAUUGGGCAGCAUCUUGGCCAAACUCACAGAAAACAUCUGCAGAAGAGAAAACCAAGGACUUCUCUGACCCAUUCAGUGACGAUUUUUUCACAAACUUUGAUUUCCCCCAAAAGUCUGCAAGUGACACUUCCAAAAGCGAUAAUUUGGAUCCUUUUGCAGCCACAAAUCCACCCUCUGAACUGUUCCCAUCUGCAUUUGGAAAUCAGGAUUUAUUUGCAGCCUUUACACCAGCAAAAGGCAAUGGCGUAUUCGGCAGUGGAGAUCCAUUUAAAAAUGACUUGUCCGAUUCCUUUGCGGCAUUUUCUUCAGACGAUCCUUUCAGCGAUAUAAGUGAUCCUUUUGCCGACAAAGGAGUAUUGAGUGAGGAUCCAUUUGGUGAUAGUCCGAGAAAGCCUCAGGCAGGAAAAGCUUUGACUCUCAAUGAGAGCCUGGUAGCAUCAGAUGAAGCUGACUCUUUUGCCUAAGAUUAUCAGUGCAGCUAGACACAAGACUCCAAGCACCAUCUGGCCAUGCACCUCAAGAAGAAUUUGGAGUUCAUCAUGAAAGAUUUUACUGGGUGAUAUUUCCAGUUGUUUAUAAUUAUUACACUAUAUGUAAUUCACUUACUUAGUGGGACUUAAAGAUGAUUUCCAGUCCGUACUGCACAGUCUCAGCACCCUAAAGUUUAUAAACAUUAUAAACAGCUCAAUCGAUGGAAUGCAAAUCAAUGUUUUUCGUUAUGAACCACAUACCUUGUCGUUGAGGCCUUUCAAAUUCUUUUUCCAUCAGCUUCAUUGAUUUUUUCAGCUGUGAAGUUGUUUCAUCGAGUGAUCUGAGGAAGAACGAAGCAUAAAGCUUUGACUGCUGUGCAUCCAUAAUGGCAGUUGGUUUGAAACUUUGAAUUUACUUCAUGUAAGUAGUUGCAAAAUAUUUUGUGAUUUCUUACCUGAAACAAAACAAAAAACGCAAACAAACUCUCCAGAGUGCACAGUACAGACUGGUAAUCAUCUUUAAUAUCAAACCAAAUACUGUGUACAAGUAUAAAAAGUAAUAAUCCUUUUCUUUAUUAUUAUUAUUAUUAUAAAAUAAUGGCUGUUGUGAACUUAAAGAAGUUCUUGGUGUUCAGGUUCGAGUUUAAGACCUUAUACUGCAUUAGUAUCCACACAACAAGAAAUGUCCUAAAAUGUACAAAUGUACACAGAAUUACAGUGCACUGCUAUUACAGUGACACCCCAUUAAUACGGUCACCAGCAGGACAUGAAAAUUCGGCGGUAUCAACGGGGUGGAAGCAUUAACCGGGUGGGAUCAAAUUUCACGACUGGUCUAAAUUGAGUGAUGUCUUAACAGAUAAUUAUCAUGAUUGCUCUAAACAUCUGUUCUCUAAUAAGCAUCUGGAAUGCAAGUAUAAUUUUAAAAAAUUGAAACUUCAAUCAGUUCAUACAAUAUUUUAAUACUGGAAAGAUAACUGUGCAUAACAUAACUGGUUCAAGUGGCUUUAUUAAUGGGGUGGCUGCAAAGAAAAUAUAUGGGUGUUUCACUGGGACAAUAAAAAGUGGCCGUAAUAAGGAGGUGACCAUAUUAACUGGGAGGGUUCCACUGUAAUCACAUUUAAUCCUUAAUUGUAUCCAGCCCUUCAGUCUAAAAAUUUACAAAUUUGUUACUUACAGUCUGUUUGAAGACAAGUUCGUUGCAGCUGACAGAGAAAGAACUUUCACACAGCAGGGGCGGAUCCAGGAUUUUUCUUAGGAGGGGGUGCACCACUAAGGAAUGGCAUAACUGACUGGUCGGGUGAACAAAUUUUAAAAGCCAAUACGAAGAAGGAGGCUUCAUCUCCUGGGGUUUGGGCACCCCUGCACCCUCCCCCUUUGGUCCGCUUCUGCACAGGGUUCCAGAUAAGUUUUCAAGGCAGGGUAUCAAUAAGGAAUUCCAGUGGGUCAAUUCCCACUGCCCCCACCACAUCAUUAUAAAUUUUGGAUUAAUUUGUCGGGUGAUGUAGCUGAUCUUGUCAGUUUUUUUUUUUACCUGAGACCCCUCACUUAUGUGGAACACUGAUUUCAGAAAUAUAUGAAAUAAUUUUGAUAGCUUUGUAUCAAGAUGCUGAAUUGUCAGUGAAAACCAAUGUUAGCUGAUAAAAUAAUGUUGUAAGUACAUUGAGGUGAUCAUAACCAGAUAACAGUGUUAAUUAACUAACCUUUAGUUACGACCUUAUUGCAGAAAACUUUACAACAACAAUUUUCACCUUUUAACAAAAAUUUUAUGCCACAUAAAAAAAAAACUGGCUUAACAGACCAUAUUCUUAUACCUGGUAUUGGACUUGAACUAGCUUGUAAUAGAGGCUCACGCAGGAGAAUAUCAUUAAAAAGAGAUUUAAUGUCAUUUGCAUUUGAAAAGACUCCCACGUUAGCCUCAGUUGCAAGCUAGUUUCAUUCCAGUUCUGAGAAUAUGAAUAUGGUCUGUUAGUAAAAGAAAUGUUGUUAAACAAUUUUUCAAAUGCCAAGAAGAGAGUUGAAAACAUGACACACUGCAGAGUGUUUUUGACAGACUAUGAGGUAUCUGGAAACGUGGUCAAAUACUGUCUUUCAAGAGUGUUUGAUAUAUCUUCUCAAUCGAAACUAAAACUACUUAUAAGGAGAAAACAGAGAAAUAAAAUUGAAAAAGCCUAUGUCAAGUUAGAUCAGAUUUCCCAGCACCAUUACGGUCUUGAUUUCCUUUGUUUAAACUUGAUAAAAUAAUUGUUAAUGAGUUUGAGAUUGUAGAAUCAAACAUAUGGUAAGAAAAUAAUAAAUGUACAAAGGCACAGUCACAAUUUAUUACAUGUAAGCUAAAAUUGUUUAUUUUGAUAAUUAUUACGAACAAAUAAUUCCAGGUAUACUCGAGACACUAAAUUGCUGUUUGGACUAAUAGUCUCAUGAAGGUGUACUUGAGAUUCCUUUUGCCCCUGAAACUUACAUUUUUUGUAAAACUCUUAAGGUAGUGUUACUUCAAUCUGGAAACCCUGACACUUAGAUUUUGUUCAAUGUUUCAUUAAGUAUUAGACUGGUACAAGAAAUGUCAUGAAUUUUUUAUGUUAUCUGUCAGAACCAUUGGCUUCUGUUGUAUAAAAUGUUACCAUAUUUUGUCAGUAGAGUUCUGUCUUUGUUUUCCAGGUUAAAAACUGCAAAACUGUGGACGUUGAGAAAUAAAACGUAAAGUUCUGUAUAACAAUUCCA